GUGGUAGCUCCAUUGUUAGGUUCGGAUGUCUAAAGCGGCCAAUCGCGGGACGCCGCCGCUAAGCUUUCCUCGGCUCAGGAGUUGGAUAAAUAGAAGAGCAGUAGAGUUGGCCCUUCGAAAUCGCUUUCCGGUUUUUCGCUUGUAGUGCUGCCGUGAGAAGGAUGCCUGAGCCGGCCAAGUCCGCCCCGGUGCCCAAGAAGGGCUCCAAGAAGGCCAUCACCAAGACGCAGAAGAAGGGCGACAAGAAGCGCAAGAAGAGCCGCAAGGAGAGCUACUCCAUCUACGUCUACAAGGUGCUCAAGCAGGUCCACCCCGACACCGGCAUCUCCUCCAAGGCCAUGAGCAUCAUGAACUCCUUCGUCAACGACAUCUUCGAGCGCAUCGCGGCCGAGGCCUCCCGCCUGGCCCACUACAACAAGCGCUCCACCAUCACCUCCCGCGAGAUCCAGACGGCCGUCCGCCUCCUCCUGCCGGGAGAGCUGGCCAAGCACGCCGUCUCCGAGGGCACCAAGGCCGUCACCAAGUACACCAGCUCCAAGUAAACGAGCUCAAAGCGAAGCCUCCUUCGCCAGACCCAAAGGCUCUUUUAAGAGCCGCCCACUUUCUCCAAAAAAGAGCCGUUUCCUUUGCUUU
Crotalus tigris (Tiger rattlesnake) is the source of this 633-nucleotide messenger RNA. Its product is annotated as histone H2B 1/2/3/4/6-like. Lineage: Eukaryota; Metazoa; Chordata; Lepidosauria; Squamata; Viperidae. The record is from RefSeq and is a predicted model, not a curated record. The transcript has a single exon. The coding region runs from base 162 to 542 and encodes 126 amino acids. Gene Ontology annotation, molecular function: DNA binding; protein heterodimerization activity; structural constituent of chromatin. Gene Ontology annotation, cellular component: nucleosome.